UCAGCCUUGCGCCGACCGUAACUCACAAGGCUGCGCUACUUCGGUACUUAUAAGUCCCUCGCGCUCGCUCAUGCCGACGAACCCGCAAGUCAACGCGAUUCAUCAUUGAGGCAUCUACUAUGGGCCCAUACCAGUACCGGCCACUCGAUGAGACCAAAGGAGAUCUUCGCCUGCUCAGGUUGCAGCCUGCGUCUUGGGGAGAGGUCAUCGAACUUCACAUACAGCACGUUCCUUUGUGCGAAAGUCUGAAGAUUGGUACGAUGCCAAGCGCUUUAACGCGUGUACUGGCAACUUUGCCCCCCGGUUGGACAGCAUACGAAACUCUGGAGGGCCGUUAUCUAUUCGAGAAUACUGUCGACGACUACUGUUCUUGGACCCACCCAGAUGAUAGCAUCCCGAGAAGCACGUACACUCGCAACCGGAACAACAUCAACCUGAAGUAUGCAUUCGAGGCACUGUCCUACACGUGGGGAAACGACACCGAGACCACGCCGAUACACAUUGUCGACGUUGCCCUUGGAACAAACGGAGAUCUUCUUGUCCGUCCGAACCUUGCAACGGCGCUGCAACACCUCCGCUACACUGACAGGGAAAGAACGCUCUGGAUAGAUGCAAUCUGCAUUGACCAAAGUAAUCUACAAGAGCGGGGUAGCCAGGUGAAGCGCAUGGACCAGAUUUAUCGAUUCGCGAAGCAAGUGAACGUCUGGCUGGGGCCUGAGUCAAAAGAAGAGAACAGCGGGCGAGCUAUGGAAAUGCUUGGCUACAUCGGAGCUCAGGUCGAGUAUUCCAAGGAUCAAAGCUAUCUAGAAGCCCCAUCUGCUAAAGAGAAGGGAUGGUUUAGCCCCGAUGUGGAGAUACCGCUCACAGAUGAGGAAGCUACUGCUAUUCGGACUCUACUCGAGCGACCAUGGUUCUCUAGGCUUUGGAUUACACAAGAGGUUCAGCUAGCGAACGAGUCAGCUCGACUUUAUUGCGGGCAUUAUUCAAUCUCCUGGUAUCACUUUCGCCGAGCGGCGCUCGCUUCGGACGUUAAACAGAACCUCAACGCCCUUUUACCUCUACCACUACUUGCUAAAGUCAGCAACCUAGUCUUCUAUAACAGAAGUACGCCUUCACUCAAGAUGCUCUGGGCGACGCGACGCGCUCAGUGCUUUGACAGUCGCGACAGGAUCUAUGCCGUUCUAGGGCUCUUAGAGCCGCGCUUCUCCUUGCUAGUGAACCCCGAUUACAGCAUCACUCCAGCGGUGACGUAUCAGAGAGCUUGCCAAACUUGGCUUGAGGCAUAUGAUAGGCUAAGCUUCCUUGAGUUCUGCGACAUGCCAAAAGGUGGCUGCAAUGGGCCAUCGUGGGUGCCAGAUUGGUCGAAACAACUACAGCGAGAACCAAUGACCUUCGGCCGUUUCGCCUCGGGCCAGAGCUGUGCUGGAGGUGCGCGAAUCAUCGACGACAAAAUUCUUGAGGUCAUUGGGGUGCACUGCGGAGCGAUCUCAUGGGUAGAGGAGGUAGAACAACGAGAAGGGCCAGGAACGUGGGAAUAUUGGAGGCGCAUUUCGAAAGAGCUAAUACGGUUUGACGAGAAAUUUGACGACUCGAGUGAUGCCGAGCUCGAUGCUUUCGUCGCUACUCUAUGCGGAAAUCGCGUUCGUGAGAUGGACCCAUCCCAUAUCUAUUGGCCAACCGUAUCUCAAUGCAGAAAAACCUUGAAAUCAGCGGAUGGGGGAGGGUUGAGAAGGACGGAAACUGGCUUUGACGCUUUUCAAAGUAGUGUACAAGACUUCACCCAUGGGCGACGCCUCUUCAAGAGCCAGGACUACAUCGGAUUCGGCUCCCAAUCGAUAGCAAAAGGCGAUAUCAUUGCGGUAUUCUUGGGUUUCGACGCACCAGUGGUCCUCCGUCCCAAGGCGAACGGUCACCAUAUAAUUGUCGGAGAAGCUUAUGUACAUGGUUUGAUGAACGGUGAAGCGAUCCUUGGGCCACUUCCAUGUGGCUGGCGAGCACAAGCCGAUCGCAGCCAUCAAGGCGUCAUGGUCCAAAACUUCACGAAAGGCUCGGAUGACGCCGUUGUUGAGGACCCACGCCUAGGACCGUUGUCGGCAGAGUUUGAAUGGCGUGACCAGACUGCUCUUUCCGAAUACGAUCCGCGAUUGUUUCCCAAGGCUCUGAAGUAUCGAGGUGUCGAUAUCCGGACCUUUCACCUCUGUUGAGCAUUCAUGACCUAUACGCGCGACCCAAGAUGUCUAAAUAAUGUUGAGGACAUGAUUGCCAUGGUGACGCAGUCAACGCUGUUGGAGGUAGAGCUUUACAGAAAGCAAGCCUUUCAUACAGAGUCGUAACCAUCCAUUAUGCUGUACUCGUCUUGAGGUUGGUGGUUGUGCGGUAAGUCAGAAGCGACAGCCCCAACGGACACAACAACGCGAUGAUCAUUAAAGCAUUGCCGCUAGAGACAGAGCA
Messenger RNA from Alternaria rosae, 2451 nucleotides. Its product is annotated as heterokaryon incompatibility protein-domain-containing protein. The record is from RefSeq and is a predicted model, not a curated record. The transcript has 2 exons. NCBI's taxonomy places the organism in Eukaryota, Fungi, Ascomycota, Dothideomycetes, Pleosporales, Pleosporaceae. Gene Ontology annotation, molecular function: protein binding. The coding region runs from base 120 to 2204 and encodes 694 amino acids.